Molecule: messenger RNA, 34608 nt
Organism: Pocillopora meandrina
Lineage: Eukaryota; Metazoa; Cnidaria; Anthozoa; Scleractinia; Pocilloporidae
Source: the annotation of a GenBank genome assembly
AUUCUCAAUCGACAAGGAGAUCUACUCGAACUGUCAAGCGCAAUGCUGGAAAAACCUCGGCGCUCGAUAAAAUAAGGUGAGAGAUUUUGCGAUCAAAAAUUCUUCUCGUGUUUACUGGUUUUUGCCAUUUGUCUCGGGUGCAAAAUGUAUCAACUUUAUUCUGAAUUCUUCACCAGAAAAUUUCGUGAGACUGGAGAGAGAUCAACGUUUGAGGUACAGAGUUAACUGCACGUAUAGUCCGGCCAUGUAAUGAUCGAUAAUUCUAAACAGUUGUUAAUUUCUUUCAUCGAUGUUGUACGUUUCUACGGUUUAUCGUGAUUUUGAACCAGCUAUAGAAUACAGGCUAUUGAGAUAUUUGACAUCGUUUUCUCUGAUUUGAUCAAAGACUGGAUCGAAUGAAAGCUGGGAGACCGUCAAUUUAUAUUUCGUUAUGAAAAUAAUUGAUAAAAUUUCCGCACAGCUCCAUCCUACAUUUUGUAUUCAGUUCUUGAAUAGAGAAAACAAUGACAAAAACAAUACAUUUCCAUUGGGAAAACAGAUUUGUUUAACAAUAGUAUAGGGCUGUGUGGAAACUUUACCUUAACUUCCAAGAUCUGAUUGUUAAUUCUCUCUUCUGGCUGCUAUACAUUUCUUUGUAAAGUUGUGAUAAGAAUUUAGUGUUAGAUCAAGACAACAAUUUCUACCUAAUAAGUUUGAGCAUUUUCGUUACCUGUUUGCUGACCAAUGUAUGGAUAUUUUAGGGAAAAUUACUUCUUAAUCACCUCUGGGAGUUUAAGAGUUAAAUGGCAAACUUUCUUAGAUUAUAGGUUUUUCUAAAUGGAGACAUAGUAACAGAAAGAGAGGAGCUAAAAUCCUCGUGGCCGCCCUAUUGGUGCUGCUGACCCAAUCCCAACCCAACUUUUAACUGUUUAACUUUUAACUUUUUUCUUUUAACCCAAGGGUUAAGAGGACUUCCCUCUCCCUCCCCUCUCAUCCUAUCCUCCAAGGAAUGAUAUAUUUAAAAAGAAAACUUCCAAACUUUUCCAUAUAUUUCUUUGGAUUAAGGUCACAAGAAAUAUUGUGGCUAAUUUCCUUUUCUGUGACUAUCUGUGUAUUUUUAACAUAAACCAUUGUCUUAGAGAAGACUAUACUGCUGUGGAUUCAAUACAUGUGUUUCCAGAAUUGAGACUCAUAUUUUCCUCACUAGGUUGGAAACCUUGAUGAUGUUUAUCAGGUAGUGAAUGAAGAUGAAUACUCUGACAUUGUUAGAAAACGACAGGAGGAUGACUGGGUGGUUGAUGAUGGUAAGAGCUGUGUCCAGGAUUGUGAAGAAUAGUUGUCUUUAAGGGUUCUUGUUGAGUUAUAUGGUAAACACCAAACUUCAAGUAGAGUCAUGCAUUGCAAAACCUUUUAACAGACCAAUUCAUGUUUAAAAAAUUUUUUGGAUCCCUCUAGCCAGAGACAAGGGUAUAAAAUAAUCAUUUUUCUUUAUCUCUGUUUCCUAAGACACCAUUGUGGAGUAAAUGCAAGGGAUCUUUAUCAUACACUAUGAGCAAUGUCUUUUCUGCUCUGGGGUUGUCUGCGUACAUGAUGGUUGAAUGUGCUUUUGUUUUCAGAUGGGACAGGAUAUGUGGAUGAUGGACGAGAAAUAUUUGAUGAUGAUCUCGAUGAUGAGCCACCAACUGGUCAGUUGAUAAAUAAUUAAUAAUUGGUCAUUAAUAUUGAAUAUAUUUUUAAUAUGUUUUUAAUAACUUCCAGUAGUCAUUUAUUGAAAGCUGUUUCAAUUUUUUCAGGAAAGAAUGUCCCCAAAUUCAAACCAAAGAGGCCGGUAUGGUUGAACUUGUUGAUUCUUGUUGUUGAUAUUUUUCUAAUCCUAUUGGAAUGAGUUGGGAAAGGGGGCUGGUGAGGGGAGGGGAGGAGGGCACUUGGCUGUGUGAUUCUCAGACCAUCACAAUCUGACCCUGGUCAACCCAAAAUUUUUUCAUUUUGUCACACUGUUCAAGACAGCUAAUCAGGUACAGAUUUUGGUGAUUGCCCUCAGAAGCCACAUUCAGCUUAUUGAGACAGCCUGAAUAUUUUCAAUUUUCGUUGUGGUUUGGUCGGCUUAGGUUGUUGAGCGCUCAACUGCUGUGCAGAAGGUGAAGGGUUCACGUCCCAGACUGUACCAACACUCAGGGUCUUAAAAUAACUAUGGAGAAUGUGCUGCCUUUUCUAUGACAUCUGGUUAAUCAUAACCAUUACAAUUUCCUCAUUAAUCAUUCUGUAAUUGUAAUCGGAGAAUUGGUGGCAAUAAUGGGACAGUUGGCUGUAAUUGGACACCUAUAAUUGGACAGUUGAAGCAGCCAAUCAUACAAAGUCCACUCAGCCAAAUCCACCAAUCACAAAAUUAAUCACAAUAACCAUAGCAAUAACCACUUAAUAUAAAACUGAGGAAUUUCCAAAAAUGGAUAAAUUUCUUUUUCUUUAGUCAUUUGUCUCUAAAUGAAAUUAUUGUUUUUGGAAAUUGUAACGGUUAUGAUUGAUUGGUAACAGGACUUCUUGUUGUCCAAUUCUGUCUGUAAUUGUACUCGUGAUUGACAAAUUGGACUCCUAUUUUGCAGUUGUCUAAUUUUGUUAAUUACUGGUAUGAUUAUGGAUGGAAAUGGACUCCACUCUGUCCUAUUACCAUUAUUGAUCAUUCUAGUUUUCAUGGAUAUGGAUGAGAAAUCAUUUCUUUCUCCUGCAUAUUCUCUGUACUGGUUAGCAGGUGACAUUACAGAACCACUCACUUUUCACAAAGAGUACAGAACCUAGCACCUGGUUUUGUGGUCUGGCAUUGUUUCCCAAAUUGGAGGCAUAUGCAAAUCUUUUUAAAAAAGAAUUGUGAACUGUGCAAUGCAGUCUGACCAAAGUACCCUGGAAAAUGUUAUAAAGUGCAUUGGAACAUUAGUAGGGGUUAUGGGCUAUUAGAAUGCCUCAUCAUCAUUAUUAUGAUACUGUUUAAUAGUUACUCCAACAAGUUACUUUUUAUGAUUAUUUAAAGAAUGUGAAAAAGCCAACAGUGAAACCAAAGACAAUUAACAAGAUGUUGUUGGCUGCAAGUGCCAAAGCAAAGAAAAUCAAGGUUAGUGUGGUGAACACAGUUUUUUUGCUUAUGACUUUGACCUUUGGUAGUAAUAUUAAUAUGUAAUUGUGUAGUCUGGCUGUACUAGUAAGAGGAAUAGUCCUAGGAAGGACUUCUGUCAAUAAGAGUGACUGGGGCGUAAACAACUUUAGCAGAAGUUUUCAUCAGAGUCAAGUUUUGAGUUGUUGUUACUGGAGUGGAAUGUGUGUUUGUGUGAACUGAUUAGUCAGGUUCAAGUGAUAUUAUUGGCUGUUGUAGCAGAAGUCAGUCCUGAUUGGUUAGUUUUGAUCCAUCGGUAAUGUUCAGUUAUUCUAUUUUGUUGGUUUGUUAUAUAAAUGUCAUAAAUUUUUUGUUUGUAUGGUGUCUGUAAUUGUUGACAUCUGCUAUCAGAAGUCUGUUUAUGAUAGUAAACAAGCUUACUGCAAUAAGAUUAACUGUUGUUUAGAUGGAGGGAAUACCAAACUGAGAAUGGCAUCCUCAAGCUCUAACUGUAUAAAAUUUACAAACAAUUAUUUUGCAGACUGAAGUAACAUCCAUUGGUGAAGAUGAUUUGUUGAAUGAUCUCCUCAAGGAAGUGGAAGUAUGUAGAAGAAAUGGAAGCAUGCCUUUCAUAUUUUAAUGGACCCUUUUAACUCUUUAACUCCCGUGAGUGACCAAGACAGAAUUUCUCCUUACAUUAUAUCAAUACAAUAUCCACCAGAUAAGUGAUGAGAAUAAAGAAAAAUAUCAAUUUGGGAAUAAUAAGUUGAUCCAGUGCUAAAUUCUCUGAACUAACAUUAUAAUAAUAGUAUUGUUGACAGUAAAGAGAAUUACAAAUUUGAUCUGGGAGUUAAAAGGUUAAUUGAGUACUUCAGGGGAAAGAGUAAUUGUUGUUGAAGUUAAAAAAAAAAUAGAGCAACAGAAAGGUUCACUUCCGACUCCAAGUUCUUCCUAUCCUUAAUUGAACCCAGGUGGCUGAUGCCAAUCAGGCCUCCUUUGACAAAAUGAAUUUUUUUUUUGUCAAGACCUUACUUAUACAUUCUUCUUCAUUGCUAACCAGUUCCUCAGUGUGUAAGACUUUUGAAACAAUGGUAUCAUUAAUUGUGUAAUAUUUGAUAAAUAGAUUUUGAGCUGAAGAUGUCUUUUGCGCAAUAGUGUAUUAGGGCAGUCAGUUGCAAAUCAUUUUGCACUAGUUGGGAAAGAAGGUUUAUUAUAAAUGAUUCUAUUCUAUAUAUCUAGCAACCAAGACCAGCUCCAGUGAAAUAUUCAAAGGGAACACCACAAGUUUUAAGGUAUUUCUUGCUGUAUUGAAAUGCUUCUCUGAAAGAUUCUUGCAUUAUUUCCUUGGCAGUCAGACUGAUGAUAUUAAUGGUACUUAUAUUAUUCAUAUCUAUCUAGAACUCCAACAUCAGCUUUGCCAACUGGUAGCACUCCAAGACGACUUCAGGUAUGACUUCUUGUUGUAUUUAGCAGGGGAGAAUUAAAUGAUAAGUCAGUAUAAGAUUCUUGAUUACCAAGGACACAGACCGCUAGGAAAAAUCCGCUGGCCCAAGAAUAAACACCUUUACCUGUGGGAGUGACUUAAGAGGAAUUUCCUCUUUCAAUAUUAUAAUACUUUCUCUGAUACUUAACAGCAAUCAUCUGGGCCACGGCAGAAUAUUUUUAAAGUGGAACCAAGAUCACCGCCCAAAUCCAGCCAUGCCAAAAAUCUGCCAGCCAAGAGGAAAACUGUUGUCAAGGUUGAACCAACUGAGAGAGGGGAGGGGAGGUACAGUGGGAUGGUCGGAGACCCAUCAAGAGGAGAGGAGAAUGAGAGUUGUGAGACAGCAAUGGAUAUGGAUUUAGGUAAGUAUGGAAAAAUUGUUGGUAAUAGAUGGUCACAAAAGAUGUGUGACAUUUAGCUUAUCUUAUGUCACAACUUAUCACUAGUUGAUAUCCAGUGUGCAGAACAGGUUUAAUUUUGGCAAGGGAGUACUCAGUAUUUUCUUAACAAAAAUUAUGGCUGCCAUCAUUGAUUUUAAUAGCAGUGGAAGGCUAGGAAGAGAAAUAAAUUUGUACCAAGGGGGUGGGGGAAGGGGAGGCAAUGAUACUGCUUUCCAUUCCCCUGCCCAUGCCCCCACCAUCCACUCUGACUCCAAAUCAAACAUGGUCAGUCUGAUAAACAAUCACCAGCUUAUAGUGUCAGCUCACCCUAAUAAGAUGCCUGCACCGCAGGCUAGUUGAUAUCUGAUGAUUGUUGUUCCAGGUGAUCCUAUUAUGGGUUGUGAUGACUUUGGAGAUGACGACCUUGGUGAUGCAGAAGCAAUCCAGGCAUUAACAAAUGUUGAGACAAAUCCCGAUGAAAAACCCACUAUAAAAGUGAAGGUAGUACAAAUGCUGUAAUAAGUGUCUCCUCCUUAACCCCCCCUCCCUACUGAAGUUUCUGGUUACAACCCUCCCCCCCUUCCUGGAAAAUUUAUUUUCCUCCUCCCCCAUCUCCAGAUCAUGUGUACUAUAGGUGGCCUCGGUUGACAUAUAGGCCGACAAUUGACCCAUAUAUCGGUCGACUAUCAGUCGACUAUCGGUCAGCAAUCAACUGACUAUCGGUCGACAGUCGACUGAUAGUCGACCGAUAGUCGACCGCCUAUCUCCCAUGGUAAAAUUCACCCUAGUGUUGUUAUUUGUUUAAGCUUGGCAGGUCCUACAUUCAGAAUAUUCUGACUUGUAUGUAAAGGCUUCAAACAGUUUGAGCAAACCUUUUAAAAAAGGCACAAAUUGCAUUUUGAUUGUAGGUUGAAACAAUUGAGAAGAAGACUGACAGGAAAUGUGCUCUCCCUCAAAAGUAUGUAUAGUUAUUUUAAGACCAGCCUUCUGGAUAAAAAUCACAUGGCCAUUUAAAAAAAAAAUUCUGCUUUCCUUAUGAUUCUUGAAAUUUAUCUUUUGUUUUUGAUAUUGUGGUAUUUUUUAUUUGGAUUUUUUAAACAUCAUAUUUCUUAUUUCCAGAUCAACAGAAAUUUCUGGUGAUUCAGCCUGGGAGACAAUUCUAGAGAAUGAAGAAUCACAUCAAGAGGUAAUAGAUACCAAAUUUUUUUACAAAAUUUUUUACAAAAUUUAUAUUCUAUUUGAUUCCCUAUGCACAGCCAUAUUAGUGCUGAUUAUGGUAAUAAUAACAAGUAUUAUAAUUGGAAAGUAAAUUUGAUUCUUUUGUUUUAACACCAGGUACUGUCAGAUGUCAAUGUAGAUUCCUCCUCCCUCCCUCUUCAGGAAUUUGAGGGUAAGUGCACUUUCACAGUCUAGAAUUAGACUGAUUUGUUACCAACUCUUCCACUCUGCCAUGAUGAAACAUUUCAUUCUAUAAAAUCAUGUAAUUUAUCUCAUUUUGAACUUGCAAUUUCAGGAGAAAAAGUCCUCAAGUUCUUCUGGUUUGAUGCCUAUGAAGAUAGAUUUAAACUGCCAGGUAAAUAGAUACAGUGGUUUCAAUAUCACCAAGUGAACUCUAUGCUCUUUUCAGUUGCUCACAAUGUAAAUCAUUCUCUCAGGUACUGUUUACUUGUUUGGAAAAGUCUGGAUUGAAUCUGCAAAAACUUAUGUCAGGUGAGGUAUCUAAUUUUAACCAUAUUUAUGGUUCAUUCGCGAUCUAAGAACCUGUUACACUGAAUGCUCACAAGAGAGAAAACAAGGAAGUCAGAGCAAGAGAGAAAUUAAAUGCGUGGACAGAGAAAAAAGCUAUAUACAUUUUUACACUGAGGCAAACUCCCAUUUUUUUAACCCUUUCACUUCCAAGAUCUUAUUAGUAAUUCUCCUUGCUGUCUGCUAUACAGUUGUUAUGAUGAAAGUUUGGAUAAUUUGGCAUUAGGUCAACAAAUUAUCCCCUAAUUGAUAUUUUCUUCUCAUCAAUUGUCUGCUUGACAUUUUAUUGAUAUUGUAAGAAGGAAUUCUCUCUUGGUCACUCAUGGAAGUUAGAGGUUAAAAUGUAGUAUUUGUAAUUGGUAUAGUCAAUGUACUUGAAAGGAGUAAAAAACAUUCAAAUUUGUUUGUGUUCAAUUUUAAUUUUACUGUUAUUGUUGCAGUUGUUCUGUGGCUGUCAAGAACAUAGAGCGCCAGAUCUUUAUUCUUCCACGAGAAAAGGUUUGUUAAAGAAGGCUUCUGCAGUGCGUAUUUAACAACUCCUCAAUGAGGGCAAAGUUAAAAAUGUUGAAUAAUCCCCCAGACUCAGUAAUAUUCACUGUGCCUUGGGAAAUAAUUGGUAUAAUAGCUUAGGUGCUAUCAAAUUCUGCAGCAAAUUCCUUUUGUUGUCAAAACCAUUUAUUGACAACUGUUUUGAUUCCUUGUAUUGAGAUAUCUUAAUUGGCCACCUUUACGGUGGCCAAUUUAUGUUAUCAUCUUAGUUGAUAAUACUAAAUUACCCCUUUAUACUCUCUUACUAAUGCAACACCACAAAUUCUUUAGAAACUUUCCCUCUUUAUCCCUAUAAGGUGUACUGAUUUCAGCAGCUUUCAAUGUUUUAUGUUUUGGGUAUUUAUCUGCUUCUUUUUUUAACCAAACAGAAACAUGAAGUUGAUGGCACUGUGACAAAUGAACCAGUCAGUUUUAUUGAUGUGUAUCAGGUAAAAGAUAAGAGAGGAAAUUAUUGACUCACUUUUUUUGAUUGCAUCUUUCUAAAAGCAGUAUGUAAAGUAUUCAAUUUCUUUUCUUUUGCAAUUGUAUUUUCCAGUGACUUAAAAAGUAAGCUUCUAUAUUCUCUCUUUGCCAGGAAUUCAACGAGAAGAUUGCAACAAAACACAAAAUUAUGAAGUUCAUCUCCAGGGUAAACUUAAAUUUUGAAUAGUGUAUAUUAGAUGCUAGAAUCUGUUUAGAUGCUAAUGGUUGUAUUUCAGAUAGUUAAAUUGUUUUUUCCUCAAAAGUGUUUCUAUUUGUCUGUGUAGAAAGUUCAAAAAGCUUAUGCCUUUUGAAAUUGAAGAUGUCCCUGUCACAUCUGAGUACCUGGAGGUCAGAUAUUCAGUAAGUCAGAAACUUGUUUACUGGUGUCAUAAACUUCAAGCAACAUUACCUCAUUAUGUAACUUUUAGGUACUAAGUUACUUAAAUUUCAGAGAAAGGCUAGAAAGUUAUUGAUUGGAUUAAGUAAUUUGCUGCUUGCAGGUACACUGGGUUAAUUCAAAGUUAAACAUUAAGGUUACCUUUCAAUCUUAAUUGUUUCACUCAAAGGAGAGAAUGAAAAGGAAUUUACACCAAAAAUAUCACAAUAUUCUUGAGUAGAAGAGUAAUGUGAAGAAGGAAAAAUAUCCACUUAACCCUUUAACUCCCAAGAUCUGAUUGUUAUUCUCCCCUCUAGCUGUUACACAUUUCCUUUUAAAUUAGUUAAGAGAAUUUGGUGUUAGAUCAAGAUAACAACUUCUACAUGAUAAGUUUUAAUACUCUCAUUACCUGUUUGCUAGAUAGUGUAAGGAUAUUAUAGGGAGAAAUUAACUCUAAAUCACUUCUUAGAGUUUAAGGGUUAAUGGAUAUUGUUUGAUUUGACAUCAAAUUCUUAGCACUAAAAUGAUAGGGAAUGUGUAGCUGGCAGUGCAGAGAAACAAAACUUAAAUAUUUGAGCUAGCAGUGGAGACAACAGUAUCAAAUUUCUCUUCUGUGCAGAGAGUACAACUCUGUCUUAGAGAGACGAUUACCUAAAAAUUGUCUUCAUUUGGUUCUCAACAGGCAGAUGGCCCUCAGCUACCAUGUGACUUGUCUGGACAAACAUUCAGUCAUGUAUUUGGUACUAAUACCUCCAGGUAAGGUUCACUCUGGCGUAUACCUGGCUAAUCUUAAGGGUGGGGUGUUUUGGUUAAGGGGAGAGGGGUGGGAAGACAUUGAGUGGGGAAGGAGGGGGCAGGUGUGUAGAGGCUUAACCCUCCCCUCCCAUGCACACUUUGUCCAGUUAGUUUUAACCCCGGGGACAACAUCAUAGAGAGUGGAGCAGGUGUUACCUCGAAUUUCUCAAAUUCAGAAAUCAAAGUAUUAUAGUGUAGGAAAUUUAAAAAUUAGUCAGUCUUGCAGCAAUGAUUAAUAACUUUGCAGUUUUUUCUCUUUGUGGAUAUUUCAUGUGGUUGUUUAACUUGGCUGAUAAUUGUUUUUUUAAAGUGUUCUUUAAAGGAGAUUUUAAAGUCAAGUUCAUUUUUAUUGCAGUCUUGAGCUCCUUUUACUGAACCGCAAGAUGAAAGGACCGUGUUGGCUCAAUGUCAAGUUACCGCGUGAGUACUUACAGUGAUUAAAAACUAAACUCUCUCAGCUGAUUCUCGUACAUUUCUUUUAUUGUCAGUUGUGAGAUUUUUGCGAUACCUCAGGACAAUAUUUGUAAGAAUCUAUUUUCCUGGUUUUUUUUUUCUUUUUAAUUUUUUUAGAGCUUCCUCAACAGCCGGUCAGCUGGUGCAAAGUAGAGGUUGGUAUUCUCACUGAUAGAGUGUUUGCAAAAAGUAUCUAAGGUAGUUACCAAGGUCAUUAUUGGCGCUUUCCUUGCCCGCGGGAAAAUACGAGGCUUUCAUUAACGCGAGCCUGCGAGACGUCUGCAAACGGGUCUAGCACUGAUGAGUCCCAGGCCCUUGGCAAACCUCUCCCAGCUUGUCUCAAAUCUUCCCGCGGACGGAGAAACGCGCGUCCUGCAGCAGUAAAAUUAUUUUUGGGUCUUUUAGGCAGUGAUCCCAAAACCGGACCUUCUUGAAGUAGCAAGUCAACAAGAUCCUCCACCACCUAUGGUAAGAACAGAGAUAACGCAGAGUUUGUUUUUUUAAAUGCCGAUGUCAGGGAUUUCAUCAUGAAACGUGGUUACAGGGAACUAGUGUAAAGGAACAGGGCUCAGUUAUUCAAAGGAAGGAUAACGCUAUCCAACGGAUCAAUGCGGAUAAGAAUAACAAAACGCAUCCCGCCAUCCGCUGGAUAUAGAUUUGUCCAAAGGAUAGCAUUAUCCACCUUUUGAAUAACCGCGACCAGGCGAGUGUCCUCCACGUCUGCAUGAAAAGUAACGGCUGAGCUAUUAGAAUUUAGCCAGAGUGUUUUCUGAUCUUUUUUGUGUACUGAAUGUGUUAGACUGUGUUUCAGUAGCUUCAUAAGAUGCUGUUUACAUGAAGAAUGUUUAUGCUGUUUUUCUUUCCUUCUUUAGGUUGUCAUGAGCCUCAGUUUUCGGACAAUGUUGAACACCAAGACUCACACACACGAGGUUAGUUUCAACAGUUCAUUCAAAUCUUGAAAUAGCAUUGAAAUGGUCUGCUUUACAGUUGAGUCACUGUGUUUCAGUGAUAGAACAUCGGAAAGUGGCUCGAUUCCUCAUACAGACUCAGAACUUUUUCUGUGUCCCACAGUCGUGACAUGGCUUAAAACAUCAUCCUCUACGUUUUUUCAUGUUUUGAUUUAGAUCUUAGCUGUGUCAGCUCUGGUACACCAUGAAGUUUCAGUAGACAAAGCUGCACCUAAACAGAAGUUUCAGUAUCAUUUCUGUGGUGAGUUGAGCAACCAUACUUGCUUAUAACAUUUAAUGUUAACCUUGUUGAAAAUGAAACGCCUGUGACUACUUUUUAAAAUAGGCACAACCUCGAUAACUCGUAGAUAAGGAAAAUAACUUGAAAAAGAAGCUGAAAUUACGGAGUGUGGAAAUUUUACGUGAUAUACAUAAAGAGGUGAAUUUAUUUUGCAGAAGAAGGGUUUAAAUCCACAAUCCGUUCAAUUUUCACAUUUAUCAGAUUCGGGUAACUUUUCGGGUCUGCCCGAUUCAAGACGGCGUCAUCAGAUUUUUGACGCUUCCGUCCGAUUUUGGGCGUCUUUGUCAGAUUUUUGACGUCUCCGUCCGAUUUUGGUCUUCUAUGGUUCUGUCUCAUGGUUCCAUGUCAGGUUUUCACGAUUUCUUUUCAUCUUUUACACCCUAACAUCAGUAUGCAUAUUCUCCAUACUGUUCUCUAUACAUUUCCUAAUGUGCUGACAGGGAGAAUUUGUUUAACAAUCAAGAGGUUCUUCAUUUGAUUAUCAUUUCCUUUAUUCUCAUAACAUGAAUGUUUGAUUCAGGGGUGAUAUUGAAAGGAGAAAUUAGAUACUGGUCACUCUCAGGGAUUAAAGAUUUAAUGCAUCAUUCAGAAACAAUCACAUCUGUAUAUAUUCUACUUUUCUGCUUUAGCUGUAAGUAAACCCAACGAUCAGAUGUAUCCUUACGACUUCAGGGAUGCUGUCAAAAAGAAGGUAAAAGUAAACACAUGCAAUAGGUUUGACUGUAAGACAGUAGAUGUGGGGAAUAUUUUCUGUCGGGGGAUGGUAUAGUGUGGAUGAACGUUUCCUUAGGGGGUCGUUCGGUAUUUGGCAGGAUUUGAGAUGUAUGUAAACACAACAAACAAUCUACAGGCAAUUUGCAUUGAAUUUAGUGAUUCUCUUUAAUUUCUCAUCUUUACCUCGUUAGCAAAUAAACAUGGAGAUUACGACGUCAGAGAGGGCUCUUUUAGGACUGUUUAUGGCCAAGAUUCACAGAAUUGACCCAGAUGUAAUUGUGGUAUGCGACUUUUCCGUUCGAAGUAUUUUCAGUGAUGUUAUACCAGCAUGCAAAAGGGGAAUGUAUCACUGAUGUUAUGGCAAGGAAGUUUCAGAUUUUACUAGAUAUUCAGCUCUAGCGCACACAAAUUCCAAAUUCAAAUGAAUAUGGUCGCACUCAUUUGGAAUUAUCAAUGUCAAAGUGACUUCAACAACUCAGAGUAUUGACUGAAUUUCAGCGAAAUGUAACAGUGUAAGGUCAGAACGAUGACUUCUGAACAUAUAAAUUGAUGCUUGUCGUUGUAGCUUGUCGUUUAAGUUGAAGAAAUGUCCUCAGCACUAAUUCUGCCACUAACAUUUGCAGUUUUUUUUUGUCUUUUUCUCUUAAGGGUCAUGAUAUCUACGGGUUUGAUCUUGAUCUUCUGAUGCAUAGAAUCAGUGCUUGUAAGGUAAAUACUACAGCUUCGAGAAUCUGCUUCCGAACAAUGCGUUAGCGAAAAAAAUGAUGAUUCAUCCCAUAACUACCCUGGGGAAGAGCACUGCGUCUUAUUUUUAGAUAGUUGGUUCUGCAAGCAGCCAAGUUGAAAGGAAUUCUUUUUUCUUGUUGGGUCACAGAAUCCAUCUCGCUCGCGUCUGCCUAUUGCCUCUGCAAAAGCGAAGCUCUUCUGCCACAUUUCCAAUUUCGUUCGUUUAGGUUGGCCAGAUUUUGUUGUCUCUAAUAUCCUUGCGUAUUAUAGAAAUAUGCCAAAAAAAAGACUCAGUAUCUUGUCAUCUUGAUCUCACGUUUGGUCAAUAACGCAUAUAUAUAUGGUUUAUUUGCCUUAUACAAAAGGCCAGAAUUAAACUAUCGUAUGAAAUCUUUAGUUACGCCACAAGUUUAAACGUGAUGUCUGAGUCGAAUUAAAUUUUUUUAAAUUUAAACUGAAUUCAGCUAAUGUAUGAUUUUUCUCUAGAUUCCCCAUUGGUCUCGCCUUGGACGGCUGAAGAGAAGCAUUAUGCCGAAGCUUUCUGUAAGUGUCUAGUUCUCAACUUUAUGUUCAGAGCGCACAAAAAAAACUACUAACUUUUCUCCUUUAAAUUCGAGUGAUUUUCGCACAGGUGGCGACCAAGGGAUUGAUGUUUGAAUUAGUGGGUGUGGAAUGGCAAUAAUUUGCUGUUGCUUAGCGGAAAUCCCGACAAACUUCGUUUUGGGAAAGAUCUCUAAAAGUCCUCGACAAAUUUAUUUCUGGAUUUUGUCUUUUGGGGUAACGCCUUCCAGUUGAGCGAAUUACAACCAAUUGAAUAUGGCCGUUUCAAAAUUAUGAUACCGCCAAGUUUGUCGUUGAUUUAUCAGCCGCGGCAAUACUGUUUAUGGAAAGAACUCAAAAUUAAGUUCUUAGAUUCCUUUUUUAUAUCGUUACUCGACUUAAUCUCCAACGUUUGUGACAGAAUGGCGGGCCAGGCAGAGGCAACAGUCUUCUUGAUCGUUCCAUAACUUCUGGACGAAUGGUGUGUGAUGUGAAGAUUUCGUCAAAAGAACUCAUACGAUGCAAGAGUUAUGAUUUGACAGGUUUGCCGCCAUGACAUACCAACCUCUCUAUGUUAACUUUCCUAUUGCUAACAAAGUCGAAAUUAUAAAGGUUUGAUUUAGGUUUUACGAUAAACCAAAGAAAAGUUGCCAAAUGAAAGUGCGUGGGCUUUGAUGUCCUCAUUUAGGUGGUCGCAAACCAGAGUUUUAUCCAAGGACUUUUAAGUUAAAACCCCUGUGCACAGUUUGAUAAACUGAAACACAUGAGCUAAAGAACUGCUCGAUAGCUUUCAUUUGAAUCGUUUCACCGUAGAGUUUUAUCAAUUUUUUCUUUGUCUCACUUUCGUGACAAGACGAAAAACAUCUUUCUCAACAUUCUGCUUUGUUAUCAUAUAAAACCAAUCGAUACAUGUUGCCGUGGGUCUGACCAGUGAUAGAUCACAGUUGACGUCAUGAUGUGGUAAGAACAUCAGUGACACACUCAGCUGUGCCUCAUGUGACAUCAUUUUGAUGUCUUCUGUGAUCGAUUACUGGAAUCUAUUUGUUAAUUAGAUCAAACGGUACCACAUGAAAGUACUGCUUAGAAGCUUUCUUUUCAGUGGUUGCACGCUUAGGUUUAUACAUACGUACAAGGUUGAUUCAAAUAUUUAAAUACAACGUAAAAUUGGCGCUUGUUUAUUUUUCAUUUUCCAGCAUUAUCGUGGGCUGUUCUUCAAUCAAGAAGAGAAGAGAUUGAUCAAGAUGAAAUACCAAACAAAUACAAGUGAGCCUCCUCUUCCCCCCCCCCCCUCUUUGCGCUUCUUUUGCUUAAACAUACGUUAGUGUAACCUUUGAUUUUGUAAAACUUUGGGGCCUAGACUUUUGCGCGCUGAACUCCAGAUCAGGGGGUCUGGGUUCAAGCUCUGGCCAGGUUAUUGAGGUGUGUUCUGAGGCAAGGUUCUUUAAUGUCACAGUGUUUCUCUCCACCCAGGAGUAUAAAUGGGGACCAACAGAUAACAUUGGGAGGUAACCUGAGAGAGAUAGACUAACUUUCCAUUCAGCGGUAGUAACAAUAAUUUUUUUGCUUUAUGCUUCCGAAACCGGGAUUAGGUUCAAUAGUUUGGGCCGCAUAGCUCGUGUACAGGUUUUUACCUUUCACGUUUCAACACCGCAUUUGAUAUCCUGUAAAUUGAGAAUUUAUAAAGUUAAAUUUUUUGUCUCUUUUUUUCCUUUUUUUUUAAUUUUUAUUUUCAGCUCCACGCAGGAAUUGCUUCGUAUGUUUGAACUCACUUCGGUAGGUAACCUCCAUCAUUUUUGUAGCAUUUAGCAGUUUUAGAUAAUCUUUGCUCAAAUCUCCUCGUUCGAAGUGAAAGACAAAUUUGAAAAUAUACUGAUCUACUCUUUUUCUGUCUACAGAUGGAUGCACUCUUAACUCUAAGGAUAAUGUAUGAUCUAAACGUAAGUAUUUUCUACACUUUUUUGUUACACUUCGUAAAAACGUUGUUCCCUUCAGUGUUGCAAGGUUAAUUUUACGUAGGUUUGUAAUUCUAAUUUUUUAAAAUUUUUUCAAGGUUUUGCCCCUGGCUUUGCAGAUAACAAACAUUGCUGGAAAUGUUAUGGUUAGUAUGUUCAGCAAUCUUUGCUUCGAAAAAUGAUCUUUUAGAUUUCGCGUUUGAAUGAUUCAAAUGUCAUUCUUUGGAAAAUCACUGCAUUUCUCUCAUCACCAGAUCAUCUUCAAUCAAAUUUCUGGGCUUUUCACGUAUUUUUUAAUGGAAAUUACCAAAAAAGUUAACUAAGAUAUUAUUGUGUGAUGCUUCUACAGAUUAGUUUACGGAAGGUUUUUGCAUUUGUAAAUUGUUUCGUUCGUGAAACCAUGUGUAACGGAGAGAGACCAGUAUGCCUCUGUAGCGCGCGCAACUUGAAAUCGAGGCUUGCCUCACUAGAAACGUUAUUAUGACGUUUUUUGACUGUUUUUUUAGAUUUCGUUGCGGCGUUUUCCAACCACCUCAUGCGCAAAGAAGCCUGAGCUAAGAUUUUGGCGCUCAACUUUCAUUUCUUUUGUGUUUAAACGCCUCAAUUGACGUAUGGUAUUUCUAAAAACAGAUGCUAAAUCUUUUGUUUUUCAUUUUUCAGACUCGAACACUUCUUGGUGGCCGAUCAGAGAGAAAUGAAUUUCUUUUGCUUCACGCCUUCAACGAAAAGUAAGACUUGUGAAUUCUUUUUGUCGUUGCUUCCCGCAAAAUGGGAAAAGGGUAGGGGGGGGGAGGGAGAGUUCGUCUUAACCAAGAUUUCACCCGUCAGUUUUUUUUCCUUUUUUCCUGGGCCUUGUAUACAAACAUCAUAUUGGCUGUUUUUCAGCUGCGCGUAGGCUGGAAAACUCAACGCGUCAGUAGUUAUUUCUAAAUAACUGUUUCGCUGCUUUGGCGGGCAAGUGAAACUCUUUGUUGGUUAUCAACCAUAAAUUGAUCAAGGCAAGAAAACCGUUGCUAAUUUUAAUGUAGGUGUUAGCUUCCGCAAGAGCAAAGUAAGCGCGAAGAGCUAUAGUUUGAACUAUCAGCUUUCCAGGAAAAAAUAGCAGACAAUUUCUUGUUUCUUUUUACACCCUUCAACUUACGUUUUACACCUGCUUUGUCCUUCUUUGAACAGAAAUAUAUUUCUCUCUAUUACCAAAUUUUGAUUAUUUUUAACAGUGACUAUAAUAUUUUAUUUUAUUCAGGAAUUUUAUCUGUCCAGAUAAAAGUUAUGGCAAGAAACAAGUGGUAUAAAUAUUUUUGUUCUAACUUGCUUGCUCGAGGUUUCUCUUUUCUUCUCUCGAUAUUUCUUUCCUUCAGCUAUUUUUCCUCAAUUUAUCACAAUACAUUUGAGUUUACUCCUUAAAUUACACUUGUUGAUAGCGUGGUGUGUUUUGAACAAUUGUUUUUAAAGCAAUUUUCAAUUGAAGUCGAAAGUAACCUGGUAUUGCAUUGGUUUUGCUUUACUUUGCUCUGUGAUUGGUCCUCACGCUAAUCUCUCAACCAAUCACGUGUAAAACUUGAACCAAUCACGAUUUGAUCGCGUGCGUUUUCCCCCGCUUUCGGUAGUUUUUCGGUUUUACUUUGAGGUCUCAUUGGCUCUACUGGGUAAUUUCCUUUUCUUCUGAUUCGGCUUUAUAAUUGAUUGGUUUUGUUUUUACGGCGCUCAAUCGAAAAGCACUCUUAAGAGACUAGGUUUCUCUGGAACUCGCUGGGAGGAACUUUUUUUUCCCUGUCUCGUGUUUCUGUCAAAGGUUUAACUUCUUAAAAGUUUCUUGUUAUCCUCGUUCUCAGGUCGAGGCAGACCACGAUGAAGACGAACAACCUUCGACUUCCAAGGGACGAAGAAAACCAGCGUAUGCUGGGGGACUGGUGUUGGAGCCUAAGAAAGGUGUCUAAUCUUUUUUUUACUCUGCGCUGUGUUUGGUCUAGGAUGCAAAACCAAACCGAUGGCGCCGUAGUCACUCAGGUUUUCCCGCGCUUCGGGCCGUUUGCUCGUUUUUACCUCUAGUUCUCAUUGGCUAUUUUUACAGCUUUCUUCACUUUGAUUGGCUGUUGUGAUAACUAUAGUUUUGAUUAUACGGCACUUUACGAAACAUACUUUAUUUCGACUUUUCUCUUAGGUUUCUACGACAAACAUAUCUUGCUGCUGGAUUUCAACAGUUUAUACCCGUCCAUUAUACAGGAAUACAACAUUUGCUUUACUACAAUCAACAGAACAAGCUCCAAAUCUAAGGGGGUGAGUUGCAUUUAAUAUAAUCGCGUCAUCUUCAUUUAUAGAAUUAUGCCUACAAAAUGAAGCUCACUAACAAGGAAGAGGAUAAUCUUUUUGAAUUUUUGCUCAAUCAAGUGUUUCGUUGAACUCUCUAUCUUUCAGUCAAUUAUUUUUCUUGUUAUUUUUCAGAAUUACCUUAAUCCGGACCAUAGCACUUUACUUACAAUUAAAUUUAUGUUAAAGAUGUUCCUCAUUCUUAUUUUAUCAGCUAGCCGAGGAAGAAGAAAUGGUUGAGUUACCUGAUCCUGAAUUAGAACCUGGCAUUCUACCAACGGAGAUCAGGAAAUUGGUGGAACGAAGAAAACAGGUUUGUUCCUGUCUUAGGCUGGUUGGUGACGACUGUAAGAGCAUGCGCAUACCACGUUUUACACAAAGUAUUUUAAUUGCUUACAAAAAGUAUUCACUUUUCUUACUAGGUGAAGGGAAUGAUGAAAAACUGCGCUCGUGAUUCAGAUCAGUACCUGCAGGUCAGUAAUGUAUAUUAGGAAAAAUUUUCGAAUGUAAUCCAAGGUUCGCAUCGAUGACGCGUUACUUCUUUCCUUUUCUGAAAUUCUCUGUGAUUGGCCCAUAAUCCCUCAAGGAAAUGUACUUUAAUUCAGCCGCUUCGCCCGGCAGUUGGGCCCUUAUCGCAUCACGGACAAAAACCUUUAGAAUUUCAACCAUUUUUUUUUAAUACCCUUUUUAAGCCCAUGAUGUGAGGAUUUCAAACGAUGUAAAGAGAUGUAUUUUUUAAAAAUUAUUCAUUGUUGUAUGUUUUUUCUUUUCAGUAUGAUAUAAGACAAAAGGCCUUAAAGCUUACUGCAAACAGGUAGGUUUAUCAUACUUGUCUUCCGUAGUCGCUUCACUUAGGGAAACACAGCAGACAAAAACGAUAGGCAUGCGCAAGUGAAUCAAUUUUAUCCAGCAGUGCGUCAAUUUCCCGCCCAAAAUUUCAUAAGAAAACAUAAGAGACAACCACUUCCACGCCAAAGAUACAAAACGAUGGAAUUGUUCGUAGAAAUCUGCAGAAUGAAGCAAAUGUAGGAUAAAGGAUAACUAGGUACUUUACGAACACAAAGUUUAUUUAAUUACGGGUAUUCUGUCAGUUGAUUUCCAUUUUGUUUUGAGCUUAGAAAAAAAAGUUAUUCGCUUUUAAUUAAGAAAGCUUUACUAGUUUGGUAAUGUUAUUUAGCCUGAGAUUUUGUUUUGAGCUUAGAAAAAAAAGUUAUUCGCUUUUAAUUAAGAAAGCUUUACUAGUUUGGUAAUGUUAUUUAGCCUGAGAUGACUUUGUCGGGCCGCCUAUGAAAACACUUCGGGAAGAAAUAUGGCAAGCUCUUUAGUCACAUUACAGUCACGCAUUGCUUUCACAUCUGGAGUUGUGUAGGCUUGUUCAGAGCAACUCGGCACUAAUUUGGGGCUUGUUGGUUUUCUUUCUAUUGUAGCAUGUAUGGCUGCUUAGGAUUCUCCCAUUCAAGAUUUUAUGCCAAGCCACUGGCUGCCCUGGUUACGAGCAAAGGCCGAGAGGUAUGUACUAUGAUACUAUGACAGCGUGACAGUGCGAUAGCAUGACGGCAUGACGGCAGCGUGACGACAAGAUGAUUAUGACAACACGGCGCUAAAGCGUCACAGCGUGACAACAUGAUAGCGUCACAGCGCGAUAACAUGGCAGCUUGUCAAUGCGAUAACAUGGCAGUUUUCCACCUGUUUCGAUUUUAAACAUUCCGUUUCCCGGAAAUAUUUCUGGAAGACCUCAUCGAAACCUUAUCGCCAGUUUUCCAAAGCUAUAGCAUUUAGUGGUGGUAAUCUUUUCGGCUGCAAACCACAAGCGUAGGAGUGUUUUUGACUGAGACUUCUUAUCUCUCUAAAGUUACUCUCUUUCUCGUCAUGGAAAGAAAUAUCUGGUCGCAUUUCCGACACCAGGCGGUACACUUCAGAUUUAACCAACUGUUAAAGAAUUCACAGCAUUUGCCGAACCAUAACGCUGCGUCCAAAUCUCCAGAUGGAAAAAUCACACUCAGUGGAAUUGCAUGCAAAUAAAUUGGUUUUAUUUUCACGUCUUUUUUUUGUAGAAUAUUAAAAGGGAAUGAUAAAGACAAUGAUGUGCAUUCGAGAUAGCCAUAAUUCAGCAAAAAAAAAUUGGAAAAGCCUUUGACUGCAGUUUUAUUUCCCAAUAAACCCACAAUGACAAAUUUUGGCUUCAAUUUGUUUUGUUUGUCAAAAGAAAACCCAUGAGAUGCUUAUCGUUAUUUAUUUAUGAGGUUCGUAUGGCCAUUUCUGUGGAAAUCGCAACAGAUGUUUUAAGUUCAUCAACUAAACGCUGUGGUUGACAAUUAAAUUCCAAAAAAUAAUUUUUACUCGCUACGGGUGAAUUUCGGAAUUACUUUGCGCCUCUGCUAGACAGACGUUUAUAAGACAAAACGAAUUCGAAAUUGCUUCAACUCUAAACUUGCUAAUUUUGAGAUGACUUUUAUUAGUUAGGCACUUGACACUGAAGUAACGACAUGUUUUGUAGUUUUUAUUGAAAGUUCCUGGUGACAUUCAGGAUACUUUUUAAUUACAAUAAUUUUUAAGUCUGUCAGUGAAUUUGAUGAAUUGGUCGUUCGUCAAUAAAGUAAAUUUUUUAUCGUAGACAUUUACCUAUCAUGCAGUUUCUUGCAAAUAUUGAUGCUCCGUCGCUGUUAUUAAUGUUUAAUUCAUCGUCGUAAUCUCUCUAUUUCUAUCAGGACCCGUUCGGACUAAUUGUUAGGUUUAGUAGAACUAUGGAACACUUGAAAAGUUUAACAAGUUGUUUGAAUAAACUUUUUUACCGUAUUAAAAUUACGUUCUUUAUCAAUAUAUGACAAGUUUUAUGACCAUUUCAAGUUUCUACAAGAGAACUUGCCUCGUUGUAGCCGAAUUUCUAAAUAAAAUCCGACUCGCCAAAAAUUUGAAUAAACUCGUCGAAAUCCACUCUCUCGUCUCCCUUCGUGUCGGCCAUUUUGAUCAUUAGAUCUAUGUCAGACUCGGUAUGAUCAAUGUUGAGCCUGCGUAAAACUCUUUUUAUUCCUUGUGCUUCGAUGUAGCCUUUCUUCUCCACGUCAAAUUCUUGAAAUACUCUUUUUAAACGCCGCUCACGCUUUGUCUCGCGGAAAAUCUGUUUGGAGAGUCGCUGGAAGCUGUCAUAAGAAACCGUCGUGUUUGGUCGGUUAUUUAUACCUGUAGAAUGAGUCAGAUAUCGUCUUGAAAUGGAGAGUAGACAACAAACUAUCCUAGAGUCGUUCACACACUGGCACUAAUAUUCACAGCGUUUCUUUUUACAUAAAGUUUCAUGAAACCUGACACCAAUUUCCAAAUUAUUCAUCUAUUUCUCUAAGGACACACGCUUUUUUUUCGUUCCUGUGUUUCCACUUCUCGUCUAAAAAUGAAAUAUUUCUAGAAGAAAACCUGAAAAAAAAAUGUAAUUUCCAAAGAAAUACUGUCAUAUUUAUUCAUCGUCAUUUUCUUAGUCUACGGGGCUUCCUAUGAGUCGUUCAGACCGUGCAGUACGGUAAUUUUGGCUAUUGUUUUUAUAAGAUUUGCAAUGGACGCUGCAAGUUAAUAUCAUGAGUCUCAACUUUGAGAAUUUUGCAGUCGCGUAUUAAUUUGAAUAUGAAUAUUUAAUUUACCUGUGAUUCGAAGAUGUUCUUUCAGUUCUUCAUCGCCUAUUUCUUCGCCCAAGUCCUUGAAGACGUUAACAAGGUCUUUCACACUUAUAAAUCCGUCCGAAUCUUUGUCGUAAUUGCGAAAGAUAACCCUCAUAUUAACUUGUUUUUGAUGGGGAAUGCCCGCCAUUUUGAAAUUCCCAAACUGGAUCGCAAGCCAAGGAAUUUUCGUGGAAGCGAUGACUCGUCGUCGCUCAUAUAACCAAAGAUUUCUUCUUCCACGAGGCUAGUUUAGCUCGCAAAGCAAUACACUUUCAACGAGCUGGACAUUGUGUUGACGACCUAUACUAUUGUUAGGAAGACAAAGACUGGCUUCGAUCAACUUAUUUACAUGUAGUCUUAUAAAAGAAGAUAAUUACUCCCCGCUCUAAGGAGGGCUAACUGCGAUGAUUUCGUCUUUGAUCAUUAAGUUCCUUUUGUUAAAGAGCUCAUAAAAAUUAAAUCAAGGCUUUGAGCUAGAAAGAGUUUGUGGUAAAACAAAAGAUAAUUAGACGAAACAGAGUCACGUAGACUGACAUCAGAUAUCCCAUAAUUCGCGCAAAUUGCACUAACUUUGCUCAAAUGUGUCUGCAAAAUAAAUUACAUUUCUAUCAACUCCAACCAUGAUAUUUUCUUUGUGUACAAAAUUUCCGCCUUUUAUUUCCUUUGAUAGUGAUGGCUUUAUUUUUUGUCUAAACCUCAUAACCAUCGUUUAUCUCCUUAUUCGCCUUUUAAACCUGAAAAUCCACCCACUUCAUAAUUCUAUAAUGUGAUAUGGUCGGUCAUGUGUGGAAAAACCAGUCAAUUUGAAAAAAAAAAAAAAAAGCAUCAAGAUAAAGUUUCUUAGCCCAUGAAAGUAUUUGGCUCCGGUUGUCUGAGUUAAGACCUAUAUUUUAAAAAUGCGAAAAAUCAGAAAUGUUUUUCCGUUUAGUGGAGACCCGAAUUUUUUAGCUCUUGAAACGCUUACAAAUGCAACUUCAAAUUUUGGUAUGUUUUGUCGACUUAAUAAUUAUAGUUGUCAGACACUUCAAACCACGUUUUCCAUAUAAGGUGUUUUCUUGUAGUGACAGCAAUUUUAAUGAAAGAUUGAGGCGCAAAUUGUUCUGAAAACUGUUCCAAACCCGUCACAGGCCAACGACAGGUAAAGUGAUAAAAACGAUAAAAAAAACUGACUUUUAGGUAUUAAUAAGCAGUUUAAAAGCUGGUCUGUUCUCUUUAUGAGCCAAUUUUAAGUGAGAUGUCUCUUUUUUGUCCAAAUUUCAACAUUUAGGCUGAUGUGUGAAAAUUAGAAGGAAAAUUGAAAGUUGGUUAACCAAAAAACAGCUUGUUGUCUUUGUUGAUAAGCCAGCGGGCUUUUGAUCGUUUGGUGAAGAAAACUCCGCACCGUGCUCGCUAAAACUUCCGAAUUCUCACUGGCUCCUAGCGGUCUUGAUGAGUGAGACCUUGUCUGUAUUUAGUUGACGUAUAAGUCUUUUCAACAGCUGUUUAUUUGACGGCGCAACACGCGGAAGUUUUUGCCUUUUAGCACUGGCUGAACAGAAAGUUAGAUUAAAAUAAUUUAAAAAAAAAAACGUUUCAACAUUUAGGGCCUAAAAUAACAAAACAAAAAACUCUUUUUGUCAUCCCGUACAUAAAAAUGAAAUUCGCGCUUGUGCCAGCUUUUUAAAGCAAUUAUCAGUUUGUUGUCAAAAGUAUUCGGGAUUGCUCAGUUUUGGGUUGCUUCGCUCUGUGAUUGGUUGAUAAAACUCGCGCCAUUCUCGGAAUCAAUCAGAUUCAAAACUAAACCAAUCACGAAUUGGUCAUCUUGGUCGUUUCUUGAGUUCUCUUAGUUCUCAUUGGCUCCUUGUGAUAUUUCCUUUCAUCUGAUUGGCUGUUGUGAAUACUUUAGUUUGGCUUUACGACACUCAAUAAAAAAGCGCACCAGGUUCUUUCGCUGCCAUUUAAUGGGAUCGUUGCGUGUUAUCCUAAAGAAUGGCUGCAAAGGAGACCACUCCUAUGUUACUGAUCUUUAACUUUUCUAGUUUUUCUUUUGGAAGAGAUUUUAGUGUCUUACUUCAACUUUUUCCGAGUUUUGCACCUUACACACGACGUUAAAUUUAAAAAUUUGGGGCGAGUUCCAUGCAAGAUGUCAAAGAUGAUUGUUUUUGUCAGUAUCCCCACUCGCUUUCUUGGCAAUCUACUACAUUUCUUGGGAGAAAUUGUCUCUGAUCACACGAAACUAAGAACCCUUCAUUCAGACAUUCAUCAUCGUCAUAAAAUCGUCGUAGCCCACGAGCCCAUCACCAUCGGCGUCAGCGGCUUUUACCAUAGCCUCGAUUUCGUAAUCUUUAAAGUCCUGACCGAGGAGCUUGAAGACUCGGUCGAGUUCUGCGACUCCAAUAAAACCGCUGCCAUCUCGGUCGAAAACCUUGAAGGACUCGCGUAGAAUGUCUUCAGGAUCGCAAUCAUCUAGGUUUUUCGACAUAAGCGCGAGGAAUUCGGGGAAGUCGAUAGCACCAUUUCCGUCUGCAUCUAAAUAACAGAGAGAAACUGAACUUACUUUUGGUCACCAAGUGAUUGGCUUUUUGUAUAGCCAAAUAUUUCUUCCCAGCCUCCUCGUCAACCUUUCUGCCAGGCAAAUUCUUCCCCCCCCCCCACUACCCCUGGGUAAUUCUAUUCUCACCUAUUUGGUUCAUCAUAUCCAUGAGUUCCGCCUCUGUUAUGUUGUACCCAAGGGAAGUUACCAAUUUCUUCAGCUCUGUUGCUGUGAUACAACCAUCACCAUUGGUGUCAAACACAUGAAAAGCUUCUUUGACUUCACGAAUUUGAUCAGGAGUCAGUUUUGAGGAUUUCAAGGCCUCCUCUUCCUUUUUAGAUACAUUUUUGACAUCAUUAUUGUUUUUUUUAGCUGACAAAUGUUUGUCUUUGUCCAGAGGUUUGUUUAAGUCCGGGUUAUCUUCGUCAUCGGCGAAGAUGUAUUCGUCGUCGGAAAUCGAAUACCGAUCACUUCCCGAUUCGUCCUCGCUCAAAGCCGAAGUCGAAGAUUUAGUAGGUUUAAGCGACAGAAAUCGUCUCAACAACUCGCCGUUCUCUGUGCUACUGCUUGGACUUUUUUCCUCGCUCGUCUUUGCGUCAACUGAAAGUGCAGCAUUCUCUUAAAAAAAACAAAAUUAAGAGAUCUAAUAAACGUUUAUGUACUUUUUGUGGCUUCUCACCUUAGAACUGAAGCGCGCAUUGUGAAAUCUAGUUUAAUCUUUUACUGUUAGAUAGUGUUGAAAUCUUGUCUUAAUAAUACAAAUUGUACCAAAACCAAAUAUCUUCGCACUUGGAACAAACGAAGUUUCCAUCUCCAUUGAGUACAUAGUAACAAACUUCACAACUGAACGAUAGUAUAGCAAUUAAUUGUGUUAGGUUUAGAGAAAUGAUAUCACUAAAUACCUUGCGCUGCAAAUGGUCUGAAAAUUUUUAUUUAUGUGAAAUACACUGUCAGUUCUCAAUUAUUUGAUUGACUGAAAGAGACAAGAAACGCCAAUACGUCUCGCGUUUAACGAGCUUAAAAGUUUGUUUCUAAAUACAUAGAUCUUGAAAUUUGUCCAACCGUAACUAAUGGUCAGUGUUCAGAGUUUAGCUAUUACAUAGCACGUUUGGUUCUCUAUUUAAUUGUUUUGUUUUCUUUCGCGUUUGUCAUCGGCUUGAGGAUUUAGAAAUUCCACUGUUGAUACCCAAUAGUAAUUAAAAAAAGAACUAAAACUUCCUUAAAAGAUAAGGGCUUUCUGUUCAUAAAGCGUGAAGUUAACUUGACUAACUCCCAAUGAGGAUUUGAAAUGAUACAUUUAGGACACAAUAAAUAUCCCUCCCCGCAUAGAAACAAAACAGUACAGCUUGGCAAUCUUUUGAUGUUAGCGUAACUAGGUUUUAGCAUGGGAAAAUCGUACCCUCUGGGCAGAUUUAAAUUGUUUCCAAGAUUCGUUAUUCUUUGUUCAUGGCGAAUUAAGCUCGUGUUUGUUUAUUUUAAACGUAUGUUGUGAUCUAAAGUGGCUUACCGGCACUUUCCACUCCUCUCGCUGAGUUCUUCUCGACUUCUGGUUCUUCCGCGAUCGAGGUAUAACGGCGACGUAACAUUAUAGCUUGGAAGUGUUAAAAAAACCGAAAUCUUUCUCUUUCCGCAAACUAUCCAGUUGACUUCUGCUCGUUCUCAAGUAUUUUGUUUAUCUCUUUGUCAUCUUUGCAUGUCUUUGCUGCCUGGUUUCAAAGGUGCGGUGUACGCUAAAUAAUCCUGGUUCUCGAUUUCUUUCGUUCACGUUUAGUUACUGAAAUUUAGUAAUUUGCGUGUGUCGCGUUAAUAUUUAAUCCCCGUGUCAUUAACCGUCAAAGUGCCGCCAAUAUAUGCGUGUACGGCGCAAUUACAGUGUAAUUAUCAGUGAAAAGACUUUCCUAAAUUCCACUAUUGUCACGUUUGACUUUCGCUGCAUAUUGCUUUGAUUCGAUUACGCUAAAAAGGUUGAAAACAUCCUAAUAUCGAAGUGUUCAAGCAUCUUGCUGUUGCAUUAAUGGAUCAUCUUUUAGUAAUCAGUGAAUUUAGAAUAUUUCAUGGUUUAAUCGAUCUUAGAUGUUUCAUGGUCUUUUCAGAUGCAAAUUUAAAAGGGGCAGUCGGUCUUUGUUUUCAAUUAUCGCACAAUCUUAGAUCUUGGCAUGAUCUCUCAAAGUAAAGGUGGUAUGAAGUUUAAUCCAGUCAUAACGUCUGGCUUUUUAUUUUGUUCUUUUGUUCUUUUUUUUUUGUUGCUUUGUUUAAGUUGCUAGGCAUGUAAUUACAUGAAUGAAGGGGUAACUGUGGUGCUGCGUCGGUGGGGGAGUUUAACAGGGUAAUUUAGUGUUAUCAACUGGGUUGAUAACGUAAAUUGGCCACCGUAGAUAGUUUAAAGGCUGACGUUUCGAUCGUUAGCUUUUCGUCAAUCGCUCUGACGAAGGGCUAACGCUCGAAACGUCAGACCAUGUAAUUACCAUGUAAUUACAUGGUCUGGUUCAACAUCUAAACUCUUUUGCGUGAUAUGUCUGCGGAAAGGCGGGAAGCAGCUUUUUUAAGAACGCGAAAAUUGAAACCCGACAACACGUUAUCGAACCUUCACCGAGAAUUUCACCGAGUGGUUUUCGAUUUUGGUCAUCCAAUCAGAUCGGAGGAAACAGCUCGAGAAGUCGUCGGGUCGACGACAGUUUUGUGCGAUCGAAGUGUGAAAUAUGCACUUCGCUGACCCAAAUCGGAACUCGCAAGCUCGUUGGAUGUCAGGGAAAGUCUUUCCUAUUUCCUCUUACUCCUUUAAUCAAGAUAUCAAUUCUCUGCGCUGUUUUCCAUGCAUCUCUUAUAAUUUUAGUUAUGAGAAAUUAAUGCUCAAUCAAACAAUAUCCGCUAGUCAAUAUUUAUCCUUCUCGCCACCUGUUUUGCUUGAAAAUUAAAAGGGUUAAGGAUUAAUCUUCAGUUUUUGUUAAAUUUUCAUUUCUUUCGUUCCUAUUUCAGAUUUUGCUUAAAACAAAGGACCUGGUUCAAAAUGUAAGUAAUCUUGGUGUAGAAACGUGUUGUGUGUUUCUUGCGACAGCAAUUCAAACCUUAUUUUGAGCUGUUAUUGUUGUAUGUUUGUUAGAAAGUGAUAUGAGUGAUUUCACGAUGAGUAAACGCGCCUGCUGCUGGUAAAGUGAAGGAAAAUUGUUCCUAUAGAAAAUCGAGAAAGAGCAGAGCAAUUCAUUAUCGGUAAAAAAUUCGUGGUUGUAAGCCACCAACGCACUCAUGUAAGCAAAUAAGAUCCAAAAUUUCGCACAUUAACAUGCGAAUGAUGCGAAUAUGAUAAAAGCGAUUUUGCAAUGAACUUAAGAGGCUGCUGGAAAAGAUCUACGUGUUACUCUAUUGUAAGAAACUUCGUAUGUUUAGAGUGUCACAGACACUUAGAAGAGGAGAAAAUUUAAUAUUUACCUUUUUUUUUUAAUUCUGUCAGUUGGGUCUUGAUGUGAUUUACGGAGACACAGACUCUAUCAUGAUCAACACAAAUACCACAGACCUGGUAGAAGUACGCAAGAUCGGAAACAAGGUAUGCAAUUAACAUGUAACUCUCUUUGCCAUACCAACCAUUAUCUUGUAAACAGUUAAUGAGAACUUACACACUUAACAACUCGCGAAGGGGAAUGAGUUACGUGGUUUUUAGGGAUUUUACCAAGGAAGAAGUCGACACAGUCCUUUUUACAGUCGGAAUCAGUUUGUUUUGAAAACUUUAAUCAACUGAUGCCGGUUUUAUUGGUUAACUUUCGUUUUCCUUUAAGGUAAAAAAUGAGGUCAACAAGCUUUAUCGGUUAUUGGAGAUCGACAUUGAUGGUAUAUUUAAGUCCAUGCUGUUACUGAAGAAGAAAAAGUGAGUAGUCUGUCUUUACAUCAGUUUGUCUGUCCUUCUGUCUGUCUGUUCGUCUGUCUAUACAUCAGUCAGUCUGUCCGUCUGUCUGCCCGUUCGUCUGUCCGUUCGUUCCUCAAUUUGAACUUUCGUCUGCCUGUCCAUCUUUCUGUCUGUCCGUCUGUCUACCCGCCCGUUCGUCUGUCAGUCUGUCUGUCCCGCGUUCGUUCCUCAAUUUGAACUUUCGUUUUUUCCCUACAUCAGUUUGUCUAUUCGUCUGUUCGUUUGUCCCUCUAUUUGUACGUCCGUCUGUCCGUCUAUCUGUCUGUCUGUCUCUGCCUGGGACGUGCCACUGAAGUGUAGAAUGAUGUAUCCAAGUGUGUAAGUGCAUUAUUUUAUGCUCUAAUUCCUUUAUUCUUUCUCUCAAGGUACGCUGCAAUCAGUAUUUCAGAGAAUGAGGAUGGUAAGACGGUUUUCAAUGAUAAGAUUUUAUUUAGAUCCCAGACGUCAAAAAACAAACAAGACGACAAAAAAAUGUGUUUGGUGCGGAUGGUCAAGCGUUCGACUUAAAAUUGGUAAUUUUGGACGCGCCUUGACACCCUGUUUAAAUAAUUCAUCCCAAUGAUAUUUGAAAAAGGUCAUCUCACAAGUCUGUGUGAUCUCUAAGAGAGUUUUUCAAUGAAUAAUGUCAUCAAAAAUCUCGUAAGAUAUAAAGAGUCUCAAAAGAGUGGGCCAACGAAUUGUGGCGAUACCAAUAUCACAUGAAAUUUCCACUCAAACGACACGACAUCGCCAAAUUUAACUUUCAGGAACAUUGAAUGAAAUCAAGGAGAUGAAAGGUUUGGACAUUGUACGGAGGGACUGGUGCGAUCUCGCGAAGGAUUCUGGGAAGUAAGUGACUCCAUGGUCGGCAAAUUAAUAAGCUAACAAUGAGAUGAUAGAAUGAUAACUGUAACGAAAUGUUUCGUUGUGAUUUGUUUAUAGCUACGUUCUGGCUCAGAUCUUGUCAUCACAACCCCGUGAAACGAUUGUGGAGAAUAUUCACGACUAUCUUAUAUCAGGUACUGUAUGGCCGCUGGUCAAGAAAACUCAUUGAAUGUUCAGGUCAAGAAUGUAAGUAAUUUGACUAUAUUUUACUAUUGUUGUAAAGCUGUUGCCUUGAGGUAUUUUUUUCUUCCUUUCUUCAGUUGGAGAGAAUGUUGCCGAAGGCAAAGUGGACAUUCAGAAGUAUAUCAUAAACAAGGUUUGAAACUUGUUUGUUUAACAGUUUCUCUUCAGACACUAAAUAUCAACGGGUAAGGAGGUAGAGGAAUGAGUUAAUCAGAACCUGAUGUGUAAACAAUAGGGACCUUACGAUCCGACAACGGCGACGGCGAAGGCAACGUGAGAAGUCUGGGUCGAGCGGGGCCACGUCGUGUUGGCGUUCCCGCCAAAUUUGAGAUUACGAAUUUUACGAGCGAGAACGUUGACGACGGUCAUUGAUGUUUAUCGUGUUUAAGUCAACGAAAGUUUUUUAGAAAGCCAUGCCAAAGUUCCGUGACACUAUUCUCCUGGCUCAUGCUUCCCGUUUGAUUAACGCUGAGCCAGUGAGUUCCUUGUAAAAUAAGGUUAAUCUACGAUUAUAAAUGAAAAUUAGCUCAAUGAAAGUAUUUAUACACUUUGCAUCGGUCGAAUCUGGUACCGCUGCCGACAAAAUCUCUCUACUAUUUCCUAGUAAACCCAAAAUAAAAUUAAGCUUAAUUGUUCUCUUUUUUUGAUCGAGAAAAAAGUUGGAAAGUAAGUGAUAAGAAAGCUCAGUGAUAGCGAGCGAAGUACAAUCACAAACAAAUACAAAGCAAAAUAAGUCAAAUCUCUCUCCAUUCAGUUUGUGGUCAUAUACAAAAGACUCCUUUAGUCGCAAAUUUACUAAAUUUAGUAAAUUUAGUCGCAAAGUCUCGUUUUUACCUUGAUUCAUUUGCCAUAGUUGGGUUUUAAUUUCCACGUUUUCGCACAACGUCAAACAAGGCUUCUAGACGUCCGCGCGUGAAGGGACACCGCCGUCUCAGAAAUCUACUCAUGCGCAGUACGUAACCGGAAGUAAAAAAGUCCCACGUCGCCGUCGCCGUUGUCUGAUCGUAAGGUCCCUAAUGUUAAGUGGGGGAACAGUGCUUACCGUGAGGGCGGGAAAAUAUGGAAUCCGCGUCAUGCGCCCGCGAAAAUAGAAACGGUGAAAUGGCGGGAAACACGCGAGCAAUUUCAGUCGCAUGAAACUUAUCCCCAUCCACAUCGAGGAAAACGGUCUGUAAUCACCGAAAAACAAAUGUUUCCAAUAAUCAUUUGUAGAGUCCUUCACUUUGAACUUAUCAAUAUUUCUUUUUACAGCAAUUGACCAAAUCUCCCCAUGACUACCCUGACAAGAAGUCACUCGCUCAUGUCAAUGUGGCCUUGCGGAUGCUUAGUAAGGGAAGGAAGGUCAACGCUGGCGAUACCAUACCCUAUGUCAUUUGUGAAGUAAGUAAAUCAAUUAUUUCUCAUCAGCUUGGGAGAACAGACUCCCACCAAGAUUUUUGUUACAGGAGCGCUUUUUCUUAAUGUGUCAUAAGGGCAAAGCCAAAGUAAAGGUCCAAGCCAAUCAGAGAAAAGCUGAACAUCAUAGAGAACCAAUCAGGACUUGGAGUAAACCUGUGCAACUGACCGUAAGCGCGGGAAAAUGCCGAUUAGCAUCUGAUUGGUUGAGAGGGUGAUGCGAGUUUUCUAAACCAAUUGCAAAGCUAAGCGAAACAAAACCGAUCCGACUGUGGUUUACCUUCGAUAUUCAAUUGAACUUGUCUUUUUUAGUACAUGGGUAUUUGAGAGUUCUUUUUAUUUGUUUUAUUUACAAAUUUUUCGUUUUUUCAUAGGAUGGCUCGUCGCUGGCUGCCACUCAACGUGCCUACCAUCCUGAUGAAUUCUGCAAGUCUGAUACACUGAAAAUCGGUAUCCUUUGAAAUACAAACAUCGUAGAAGUGACAAAAUUUUAUUACUGAACAUUUGUUGGUAAUUUUUUUCAUGAUAUCAAAUAUUCAUUUUAGACCAUCAGAACCACAGUUCACUAAAAUUCACUGAUUGCAAAAGGCGUUGUGGGAUGUGGGACAGUUUGUGUCACUCUUUUUCAGUCACCUGUUUCAUCUCUUCUUCUUUGCAAGCCGUUUUCAACUGAACGUGUGUCGUUCGCCACCAUCAUGGGAUUUAGUCAUCUGAUCUUUUUCAUGGGCCCUUUUCUUUUAACAACUUUAAACUGCAGACGUGAAGUAUUAUCUGGCAAAUCAGGUUCACCCUGUUGUGUCUCGUUUGUGUGAUCCUAUCGACGGCACGGACGCCGCUCACAUCGCACAGUGUCUAGGUAUGUCGGUAAUCGGUUCAAAGUAGUAUAAUUAUCACUGAUACUAUAUCCUAAGAUCGUUCCCAGGGUCCUCUUUCUCCCUCCCUCGAGGAAGUAUGAAAAAAUAACUUGGGAACUAAGUUUACUAGGUCGAACACUCGCUUAACGUGACGUUUCUCGCGGUAUUGUUUUGGUCCAUAUUUGAACCGUUGCUUCGGAAAUAUGUGGCACACGAAUAGCGUUUAUUUUCCUAUUGGCUUGGAAAUGCAGUCGGGAAAGUGUAUAUGACACUUUUUUUUCUAAUUUCUGACAGGUUUGGAUCCGUCUGGUUACCGUGGUAACACUGGGCUGCAUGAUGACGAAAAUGACGCUUUGCUUGGUGGCCAGGCCUUGAUGACAGACGAGGAGAGAUUUAAGGUACUGGAAAUCACUAAGAUUUAAGCUUACAAAAGGGGUCUUACAGGAAGAGUUUCAAAACUAAGGGCGAUAUUUUAAAAUGAAAACCCAAAAAUGUAAAACAUGGUUGGAAUAUUCGAAGGGAAAAAAUAACCACAAUUAACAUAAUUGUUCCGGUUUAUUAUAAAGAUGCGCGCGCUCUGAUUGGUCAAGUUUGAGUCACAUAUCGAUACAAUCAUCUCGCGCGAGCUGAUUAUAACUGGAGCGCAACAUUUCAAAAUGGCUGCCUUGCAUCUAGUCAAUAACUCCGUGAAAAUAAUAAACGCGAUAGAGGAAAAUUCAGUUGCGAAGGGCCCAAAAUAUGUUACUGAGCUUGGCGGAACACCUUGUAAAAGAGAUAUGUGAAGUUUUUGCUGAGUUAUCAGCUCAAUUGCAACAAAAAAAUCGCAAUCCUUUUUUUAGUGAACAGAGUUUACGACAAAACUCGAAAGCUGAUGAGUAAUUCUAUUAAAACAAUUAAUCGCCGAACGCGAGGUGAAAAUUGUUGAAUAAUACCCCUCGGCCUCCUUCUUAAAGAUUAUUCAAUAACCUUCACUUCGCCUUCGGCGAAUAGUUUUUUUUUAGUAGAAUUGCUCAUCAGCUUUCAAACUAUAGAAAUAGUUAUGACAGUAGUAGUGAUAAUCAUAAUCUUAAUAAUCAAAAGCUUUUGUUAAAGCGUAAAUAAUACUUGUGACGCGCGGCGUGUUUGCAUCCAGGACAGUUUAACGCGAAAGGAGCGUUGGAGAAACGUACAAAAAUAUAACAGAGAUCUUUGUGGCAGUUUUGGUGCUUCCUGGGUUUGGUAGGUAGUUUGGGCGCGGGUAACACUUGUUCACGCUUGUCAGAGCAAAAUUCCACAAUGUGCCAUUUAUAACCAGAAAAGAUGUGUCAACUAACUUCCAAAACACAAAGUUUGUAUUUAUAUACACCUGAAUCUCCGAAUCGUCCUCAUCUUUUACUACUUCCUCUAUGCAGGACUGUGAACGGUUUAUUGUGAAAUGCAAGCGUCCAGGCUGUGGUAAAGAAACAACUCUCGAGGUGCUGUUUAAAAAUACUGUAAGUACACACAGAUAAUCGCUAGUGAUAAAUUCGCGGGUGUCACCAGGAUUUUUCAAAAGGGGGUCACACUGUGUCAAAAAGAGGAUGCUAAACAGUUUUGGCCACCCGAAUACUGUAGGUUGUUUGCUUAAAAGAAGGGCUUGCAAAGAGGGGGGGAAAGGUGGGGGUUGUCACGGGCACCCCAGGACCUCCCUCUCGCCACGCUCUCGAAAUUUAUGGAGCUGCAACCAGUACUCUCCCCUCCACUUAUCUCUGUUUUCAUACAUCUGGCACUCAUUUAGUGUACUGCAUGUUACAACCAUUUUUUUGUUCUGACACGAUUUGAGUCGUUUCUGUUUACUUACGUCAUGCGAUGCUCUUUAUUUUACAGUCCGACCCAUUUGGCCUCAAUGAUACAUGUCCCGGAUGUAGAACCGAGUAUAGCGCGGGCGCUGUUUCAAACCAACUCACAAUUGCCAUGCGCAAACAUAUUAAGGAGUACUAUAUGGUAAGACGAAGGAUUCUUGAUUCCAAUCUAAAAAAAAGUAUUCGAGGGAGAUAUUCUUUUAUUCUCAAGUACUUCAAGGUAAAGAAAAUAACUGAACUUGCUUCACUCUUUAAACACAGUUUUAAAAUUUUUAAUGUCACAGGGAUGGCAAAAAUGCGACGACCCGUCCUGUGGUUACACCACUCGCCAGGUGCCCCUGACACUUCAGCGGGGCGCCCCCAUGUGCACGUCCUGUUUCAGGGCUCAUUUACUUCCAGCGGUAAGCGGAGUAACCGAUUUUUGUUUUUUAAUCAAACAGUUCCUUCUACUUAAUCACUGCGUGGUUCAUUUAUCGAAAGCCAUGAAUGGUACUUUAAAUUUGAAGAAAGGCUUUUACAUAAUAGCAGACACACUUAUUAGCCAGCAAUUAUAUGCAGAACUGAUGUUCAGAUCUUGUUGGUCAAUAAGUCAUCUUUAUCUUUUUUGUUUAUAUCCUGUUUAACAGUAUUCAGACACGGCGCUGUACACACAGCUCUUGUAUUACUCGCGCUUGUUCGACUAUGAGUACGCUCUCAAGAAUUCCAAGGAAGAAAUAAAGAAACGUAAGUUAAAAAACUAAACUCAUUAAGUGGCUCGCCUUGAACAGAAUUCGAAGGAGAUCGUUUAUGAACGCUUAUGGCCUUUGAGUGUGGAUAUAUGAAAACCUUUCGCUCAUUCACUCUGACGAAGGGCUAACGCUCGAAACGUCAGCUUUGAAUCUCUUUGCGGUGGCUGAUUUACGUUAUCAACCCAGUUGAUAAUACUGCAUUACCCUGUUAUAUUCUCCCACCGACGCAGCACCACAGUUUCUUUAGAAACUUACCCUUUUCAUUCAUAUGAAAAUCAUAUAUGUGAAUUGCGAGUUAAGAAAUAUUAAAGCGAUCUUCAUAGUAAUGAACACUACUGAAGCAGUAGUGAAAAUAAGGUUUAAGGAUUUGAAUCCAUGACCUCUGUGAUACCGGUGCAGUGCUCUACCAACUGAGCUAACAAGCCAGUUGAGAGCUGGUCAUUAUGUUGAUUUGUAAUAAACCCUUGAAUCGAUGACGAAUGAACUACGAAUCAAUCAUUGCUGCGAAUAUGGCUUUUAUAUAAAUUUCUUAAUCCGCGGUUCACAUAUAUGAUGUUCAUGUAAGUACAGUCAUUGAGUAAUCACUUCACGGGUUUAUUACGAACCAACAUAAAUGACCAGCUCUCAGUUGGCUUGUUAGCUCAGUUGGUAGAGUACUGCACAGGUAUCGCAGAAGUCAUGAGUUCAAAUCCCGUACAGGCCUGAUUUUUUGUCAGGCAAUAUUUUCACUACUGCUUAAGUAGUGUUCAUUACUGCGAACAUCGCUUUCAUAUUCAGUGCUUAUGAUCUUCCGACUACCUUUCUGGUCAUGGAAGCCUGGGCACGGGUUUAGGACGCCUUAUGCUCUAUUUUAAUGGUGAAGAUGGUGAAUGUCCAAGUGUUUUUUAUCUAUUUGGCUCAUCAAAACUUCCCCCAGUUAAAUCAAAUAAUCUACUGCAUAUUUGCUGUACAACAAAAUAAGACAGUGACACGAGCAAAGCUCUGCGUGUGUUAUCCAUUUGCGUUAUACCUGAGUGUUUCCUUUGCAUUGCGUGACUUGUCGCAUUUGUGACAUGUCACGUUUAUUUCGAUAAACAACUUCGCGUUUUUGGUUUGGUUGCACUAGCAAAGUGAUAGUCGUUUUUUUGUGUUUACAAGGAAGGAAGCGAUACUUGUGAGGUUCAAUUUUAAAGAAGUUUUAUUUUAAGAACUAAAACCUUUCUUUUGUUCUACUUUCAGUACCACUCGACAAGCGCACUGCUACGCCAUUUUACACCGCUGUUCACUCAACAGUUUCCAGAGUUCUGAACGCCAACGGUUAUUCUGAAGUGAACCUUUCCAAACUGUUUAGUGCUUUCUUCGCAGUGGAUAAAUAGAUAAUUCUGUAAAGCUGGAAAAUAAUUAUUUCAUUCAGAGCAGCUUUCAAAUGGCGUGAAGUCGUUUUGGAUUUUCCUGCGAAUUUGCCGAGUUGUAUUAUUGGUUGAAAGAAAACAACGCGCGCAUCGUGUUGUAGCCAAUCGGGUUCAAGAUGUGUAACUAAUCAGUUGCAAUCAAGACAGCACACGCGAAAUUUCCCGCGCUUUCCCAUCGCAAGUGGGUGAUAUGUUUUGUUGCCUUUAUCACAAUUAACCCAUAAAUACGAGACGACGCAAUUGUCUUAAUAAGUUUUGUAGUUAUGUAGUGUAUUUUUCUUCUCGAGGUAAAUCGUUUGAAUAAGUUUCUACCAUCCAAAAAAUCCUAUGCAUUGAAAAUCUCACCAACUUAUUGUCUUUUUUGACGUACAAUUCUAGAAUUUUCUUCAUAAAAUGCUGGCCAUGUUAUCUCAGUUUACGCUGGUGAUCGAAUGUGAAAAAUACUGAGUUGUUUUACCAUAAACAUUUACGAUAUUGUAACUUCAUAUUGAAAGGUGAAAUAAAUGAAAUGUUCCUUAGUGAUA